AUGGCUGAUGCUGCAGUAGGUUCUCUAGUCCGGAAGCUUGGUGAUCUAUUAGUGCAAGAAGCCAUCAAUUUGCAUGGAGUGAGUGAUCAAGUGGAGUGGUUGAAACGAGAACUGGAGACAAUGCAUAGACACAAGGUUCAUGUGGAUGUUCAAGGGAUAAAAACUAGGUUGCAGGAGCUAUCUCGAAGUAGAGAAGUAUAUGACAUUUCUAAUAUUGGUACAACUAGUCAAUACAGAAGUCCAGGUGAGAUCCCUAUAUUGCCUCAACUGAGAGAUGACAUUGAUAUGGUUGGCUUUGAUGAUGAGAAGAAAAAGAUUGUGCUAGAGUUGGUUAAUGAAGAGAAAACAAAUCGAUCAGUGAUUUCUAUAGUGGCAACUCCAUCAGCUGACACAAUCCAAGACCUCUCAGUUGCUAUUUCUGAAAAAUUGAAGAAAGGCAAGUACUUGAUCGUUCUUGAUGAUGUUUGGAAACGAGAUGUAUGGAAUGAAUUACUAAAAGUCUUUCCAGAUGUUAAUAAUGGAAGCAGAGUUGUUAUCACCACCCGCUUCAAAAAUGUCAUUAAUAUUGCAGAUCCUACCACUAAACUUCAUAAACUGCGUUACCUAAAUGAAAAGGAGAGUUGGGAGUUGUUUCUUCGCAAGGUCUUCCCAAGACAAGACAUUGAAACAUGUUGCCCGACAUGUUUGCUUGAUUGUACUCAUCAACUUGUUCAGAGGUGUGGGGGUCUACCACUAGCACUAGUAGUUCUUGGGGGACUUGUCUCAACUAAACCACAAACCCAAGAUGCAUGGCAUAAAUUCGUUGCUUCCAUAGCUUGA
Molecule: messenger RNA, 819 nt
Organism: Dioscorea cayenensis subsp. rotundata (Guinea yam)
Lineage: Eukaryota; Viridiplantae; Streptophyta; Magnoliopsida; Dioscoreales; Dioscoreaceae
Product: putative disease resistance protein At1g50180
Exons: 3
Coding region: 1-819 (272 amino acids)
Biological process (GO): defense response to other organism
Molecular function (GO): ADP binding
Source: RefSeq, a predicted model, not a curated record